AAGCGAAGGAAACGAUAAAAGCAAAACCCGUAAAAAUCUGAAAACGUGCCUCUGGAUCCCAUCUAUUCUAGCAAAUUUCUCAAAUUUGCAAACCAUUCAAUAGUUAACUACAAUGACUGAUUCAAGAUCCAAAAACAACAUUUCCAAAUACACGAUUUAUGCAUCUGCUGCGUGCAAUCCCACUCCACAUUGUGCAGAUUGGGGUGACAACGGUUUGAUCUUAUUCGGCGCACACCAUUCCGUUGCGGUACUGGAUCCGAAUUUCAAUGGCUCAGCAAAACAUGUAGGCAGUUAUAUAGGCCAUGAAGCCCGCGUAAAUACAGUUCAUUGGUUGCGCGUGUCACCAUCUGAACCUGAAUCUUACUUCAUUUCUGGGGCAGAUGAUUGUAAUGCAUAUGUAUGGCAAUUCGAUAAACAGUGUAGGGGCAUACGUUUUCAAGCACUUAAGCACAUUGGUCCAGUAACAGAUAUCACCAGCCUCUAUUUGAGUGAUAAUAAGUGGUUAAUAGCGACGGCAGUUGAGCAGUCAGUCACUUUGUGGACGUUCAAUACACUCGCUGUAGAAUUAGCACAAACCAUAAACAAUUUAAAUAGCUACGUUCUUGGUCUUAGCCUAUUCCGUUUGCCAAAGAGUGAACAAUUACUGUUGGCAUUUGGAAAUGAGAAGGGCAACAUUCUUAUUUGGGCGCAGAAUGCACAAAAUGAAGAGAAUAGCACCGAUACAGACCCGUUUCGUAUGGUACACCAAAUGACAGGCCACGAAGACUGGGUACGGGCGCUGGACGUUGUUGAGGAUGCAGAUGAUAUUUUAAUGGCAAGUGCAGCGCAGGACAAUUUUAUACGCAUAUGGCGCAUAUCGAAACGAACGGAGGAGCAAACGCGCGAAAACAGUGUGGAUAUUUGCAACAUUAUAGAAGAAGAUGCUGCUGAAAUACGUGUGGAAGAGAAAAUUCUGCAUUUAAGUUCUAGCAAUUGGUGUGCUAUUAGCUUGGAGUCAGUGCUGUACGGUCACGAAGGCUGGGUAUAUGGUGUUAACUGGCAUAAAUCAGAGAAAGAUGGUAUACGUUUACUUUCCGUUUCCAUUGACAAAUCUAUAAUUAUUUGGGCACCUAGCGAAGAUGGUAUAUGGAUGGAAAAAGUUCGAGUGGGUGAGGUGGGAGGUAAUUCACUGGGAUUUUAUGGCGGUAAAUUCUCCCGCAGUGGCAAAUCCAUAUUUGGACAUAGCUAUCAGGGUGGCUUUCAUAUAUGGCAUCAAUCAACUGAUAGCGAACAUUUUUGGACACCCGGCAUUAUAGUGGGUGGCCACUUUGAUGAAGUACGCGAUUUGGCUUGGGCACCAAGUGGUGAGUUCUUAUUGACAGUUUCGGCGGACCAAACUACUCGCAUACAUUCGCCAUGGCGACGUGGUAAAGAAGAGAAGGAUGAAGACAUAUCUUGGCACGAAUUGGCACGCCCACAAGUGCACGGCUAUGAUAUGCAAACAGUUGCGAUACUCUCGCGGUACAAGUUCGCUAGUGGAGCAGAAGAAAAGAUAGUACGUACAUUCCAAGCGUCCACUAAUUUCAUAGAAAACUUUAGACGCAUUACGGGAGCACAAAGUGAUGCGGAGGGCGAUGCUUUGCUGGAAACUCUGCCAAAAGGCGCUUCCGUGCCUUCACUUGGCCUAUCGAAUAAAGCAGUGUAUGGUUCUGACAUUGAUCCUGUGCCGCACGAAAAGCAUAUUAAAGAUGAAUAUCCUGAAAAUUAUUUCGUACCAGUUACACUGGACGCACCACCUCAAGAGGAGACACUUAUGCAGAAUACGCUUUGGCCGGAAAUGCAAAAACUUUACGGCCACGGCUUCGAAAUAUAUGCACUAGCAGCUUCGCCAGAUGGAAAGGUAUUGGCUUCUGCCUGCCGCGCUACAAAUGAAGAACACGCGCAAAUAAUACUUUGGGACACUGCAACGUGGAAGCAAAUUCAAAAACUGGCUGCACAUAAACUUACCGUGACGCAGAUGCGCUUCUCACCUAAGGGUCAACUGUUGCUAUCAGUUUCACGCGACCGCACUUGGGCGCUAUUCGAACGCGAUGAAGAAUUGACAACUGCAAACAAUCAUCCACAUUAUCGCUUGAAACAACGCUCCGCAGCCAAAAUGUCUGUGCAUACUCGUAUUAUUUGGACAUGUGAUUGGUCACAUGAUAGCAAAUACUUUGCGACUGGUGGGCGAGAUGCAAUACUGGGUGUGUGGGCACAAGCUAAUGGUGCAGCGGAUGAAUGGUCCGUGAAUCUUAAGCAAACACACAUAAAUCCCAUUACUGCUGUUGCUUUUGGUUCAAGGACUGUCACAGCUGGAGUUUAUCAGCUUGCGGUAGGCUUUUCAAAUGGUGAUAUUUUGCUGCAACAACUAAAUGAAACAAACACCGAAAAGAAUGGCAAACAAUUACAACUCAUAGAUACGACUAAACUUACACUGGAGAAAGCGCAUGACUCUGCAGUGAAACGUUUACAGUUCCAGCCAGUCGGCAAUAUUGGCAGCAGUACUACUGAAUCUUUUCUGCUUGCGAGUUGUGGCGAAGAUCAUUUCGUGAGAAUAUUUAAAUGCCCAAUAUAAAUUUAUGUUAAAAAUUAUGUCAUAUCAUUUAAUAUAAAUUAUGUUUAUAUGUGUACUUGUAAUACAUUAAUUGCAAUUUUUCAUAAUUAAAUGGCUUUUUUUAUUGCUAAAUUCAGUCCAGUUUAUCAUUUUUAAGU
This is a messenger RNA of Rhagoletis zephyria (snowberry fruit fly), 2730 nucleotides long. RefSeq names its product elongator complex protein 2 (gene Elp2). The record is from RefSeq and is a predicted model, not a curated record. Gene Ontology annotation, cellular component: elongator holoenzyme complex. Lineage: Eukaryota; Metazoa; Arthropoda; Insecta; Diptera; Tephritidae. Gene Ontology annotation, molecular function: protein binding. Gene Ontology annotation, biological process: tRNA wobble uridine modification.